UCCUCUGGUCGACUUCCUGUCCUUUGGUCUACUUCCUGUCCUUUGGUCUACUUCCUAUCCUGUGGUUUCCUGUCCUCUGAUUGUCUUCCUGUCCUGUGGUUGACUUCCUAUCCAGUGGUUUCCUGUCCUCUGAUCGACUUCCUGUCCUGUGAUUUCCUGUCCUCUGGUCUACUUCCUGUCCUUUGGUUUCCUGUCCUCUGGUCGACUUCCUGUCCUCUGGUCGACUUCCUGUCCUCUGGUUGACUUCCUGUCCUGUGGUUGACUUCCUGUCCUUGGUCAUUACAGACAGCAUGGCGGAGCAGAACCUCCAGGCCAAGCUGAAGAACCUGCUGAAGCAGGAGAAAGUUCAGCUGUGGAAUCCUCCGUUCACCCAGGAGGACGACCAACCGAGCGCCGUGCACCUGCAGGAGCUGGCGCAGCACUACGCCCCGCUCCUGGGCCUGUCCGCGGAGGAGGUAGGGGGCGCUCUGGAGUCCAUCCGGGCUCAGGCGGUGGCCAGAGGGAAAGGCAACCGGACCUUCAGGGAGACCAGCGUGGCGACGCUGGAGCUGCUGCUGCCCAGAGAGGCCAAGAAGGUCAGGAGGGCAUUUUCCCCUGGUGGGAGGAGUCAGAGUGGAGCUGGUGGGAGGAGUCAGGUGGGAGGAGUCAGAGUUGAGCUGGUGGGAGGAGUCAG
Molecule: messenger RNA, 673 nt
Organism: Poecilia latipinna (sailfin molly)
Lineage: Eukaryota; Metazoa; Chordata; Actinopteri; Cyprinodontiformes; Poeciliidae
Product: NEDD8 ultimate buster 1-like
Exons: 2
Biological process (GO): regulation of ubiquitin-dependent protein catabolic process
Source: RefSeq, a predicted model, not a curated record